AUGUUGAUGAAUAAAGAAUAUUUUGUGGUGGAGAAAGAGAAAGAGAAAGUGAAAAUGAAGAUACGAGAUGGUGGUAAAGAUUUGAUGAGGAGAAGUAGUAGACAUGGAGUUGGAUCUUGGAAUGAGACAUGUGAGAUUCAUUAUGAGAGUGAAGAAAUAUUUAAAAAUGAUAACCAAUGUGUGGAUGAAGAGUAA
Molecule: messenger RNA, 195 nt
Organism: Sphenostylis stenocarpa
Lineage: Eukaryota; Viridiplantae; Streptophyta; Magnoliopsida; Fabales; Fabaceae
Source: the annotation of a GenBank genome assembly